Molecule: messenger RNA, 13505 nt
Organism: Nothobranchius furzeri (turquoise killifish)
Lineage: Eukaryota; Metazoa; Chordata; Actinopteri; Cyprinodontiformes; Nothobranchiidae
Source: RefSeq, a predicted model, not a curated record
GGCUUGACUUUCCAUAUUUUACUAGAGACCACUGCAGAUGUGCUCAGAAAUGGGAACCAGUUUGUGUUUCUCUUUCAGAUUCUCACUGGGGAGGACUGGAAUGCAGUCAUGUACCACGGCAUUGAAUCACAGGGGGGUGUGCAUGGUGGGAUGUUCUCCUCCAUUUACUUUAUCGUCCUUACUCUCUUUGGAAACUACACCCUCCUCAACGUGUUCUUGGCCAUUGCUGUUGAUAACCUGGCUAAUGCCCAGGAACUGACUAAGGAUGAGGAGGAGCAAGAGGAAGCCAUCAAUAAGAAGCUUGCACUCCAGAAGGCCAAGGAGGUAAAGGACGUCAGCCCCAUGUCUGCCGCUAACAUUUCCAUCUCAGCGAGUUAUGUCUGCACCCCAGUUCAUCACUACCUGAGUAAAGAGCAGCAGAGGCCGGCUAAAAGCAAGUCUGUGUGGGAGCAGAGAGCCAGCCAGUUACGGAGGCAGAACCAGGCCAGCUGCGAGGCUCUGUACGACCCGGAGGAGCCGGCUCACCCGCCCUCCGCCGUCCACGUCCGACCAGACAUGAAGACCCACCUGGACCGGCCCCUGGUUGUGGGACGUUGUGAUGGGCCUUCACUGUGCGGGUGCCAGCAUCACCAUAACAAGCCUUGCACUUCAGAGGAAGCUGAGACUGCUGCUGAUUCACCUCCAGCUCCUCCUCAUCCUCGUCGGCACCGCCGCCACAGGGACCGGGAUCGGGCCAAAGGCAACGAGGAGGCGAACAACUGCGACAGCAGUAGAGCUGGGAGGCACGUCCAUCACAGCCACUCCAAACACCACAACUCCAGUCGAAGCAAAGAGGGGAAAGGUGAGAGGUCACACAGCCGAGAAGGGGGCAGGAGACACCAUCAUCAGAGUUCAGUGGAUAAGAGUGCAGGUGGGGGGGUCACGAGUGAACGAGAACAUCGCCAUCAUCAUUCACAUCGACAGUCCCGAGGGGGGAAUGGGACUGUGAGCAGUGGGGGGAAGGGAGAGUGGUGGCCCCGCCACAAAGAUGGACGACCGUCCAACAAGGAUGGGGACAGGAGCUCCAGAGGAGACGGUGGGACCAACGGGGAGAGGAGGAGGCACUGUCCUCAUGAGUCUAGAGGCCAGAGCAGAGAAGAAGGAGAAGAUUCAAAUGAGGAGAAGACACGAGCUCACAGGUUUGUUGAGGGGGAGUCCUUCACCCAGCAGCUGGGCUCAGAGGGGACACCCAGCCGUCCAGAGGACUCUGACAACCAGAGGAAUGUCCGACGAACAGACCAAACCUCCAUCCGUGCUCCUCCUGUGACCAUCACCUCCCCACCUGGAGGGACCACCUUCAUACAGAUGAACAGCAUUGACGGCGAAACAAUGCCUAUGAAUGAGAAGAACCUGGAGGACCUGUGUCAGUCUGGACCCAGACCCAUCUUACCCUACAGCUCGAUGUUCAUGUUUGGACAGAGCAACCCGGUGAGGCGGUUGUGUCACUAUAUUGUGACCCUACGGUACUUUGAGAUGUCCAUCCUGGUCGUCAUAGCGAUGAGCAGCAUUGCCUUGGCAGCAGAAGACCCUGUCUGGACAAACGCUCCUCGCAACAAUGUACUCAAAUAUCUGGACUAUGCCUUCACUGGUGUUUUCACUUUUGAAAUGGUGAUUAAAAUGGUGGACUUGGGCCUGCUGCUUCAUCCUGGAUCCUACUUCAGAGACCUGUGGAACAUUCUGGACUUCAUAGUGGUCAGUGGGGCGCUGGUGGCGUUUGCCUUUACGGGGAGUAAAGGCAAAGACAUAAGCACUAUCAAGUCCCUGAGGGUGCUUCGGGUUCUCAGACCUCUCAAGACCAUCAAACGUCUGCCAAAACUAAAGGCGGUGUUUGACUGCGUGGUCAACUCGCUGAAGAACGUGCUGAACAUCCUCAUCGUCUACAUCCUCUUCAUGUUCAUCUUUGCUGUUAUUGCAGUGCAGCUCUUCAAGGGGAAGUUCUUCUAUUGCACUGAUGAGUCCAAAGCCCUGCAAAAGGACUGCAAAGGACAGUUUCUGUACUACGAUAAAGACGAGGUGGCUGCAAUGCCCAGAGAGUGGAAGAAGUACGAAUUCCAUUACGACAAUGUUCUGUGGGCAUUCCUUACUCUUUUCACUGUGUCCACCGGGGAGGGCUGGCCCACAGUUCUGAAACACUCCGUGGAUGCCACCUUCGAAGACCAGGGUCCCAGUCCUGGCUACAGGAUAGAAAUGUCCAUCUUCUACGUGGUGUACUUUGUGGUCUUUCCGUUCUUCUUUGUCAACAUUUUUGUUGCUCUGAUCAUCAUCACCUUCCAGGAGCAGGGAGACAAGGCUCUGUCUGAGUGCAGCUUGGAAAAGAAUGAGAGGGCUUGUAUUGAUUUUGCCAUCAAUGCCAAACCUCUGACCCGUUACAUGCCAGAAGACACGCAGUCCUUCCAGUACAGGAUGUGGAAGUUUGUGGUCUCCGCUCCGUUUGAGUACUCCAUCAUGAUCAUGAUCGCCCUCAACACUGUGGUUCUCAUGAUGAAGUUUCACGAAGCUCCAGAGUUCUACGAUGUGAUGCUGAAGUAUCUCAACAUAGUGUUCACCACCCUCUUCUCUCUUGAAUGCAUCCUCAAGAUCAUUGCUUUUGGUCCACUGAACUACCUAAAGGACGCCUGGAACGUGUUUGACUUUGUGACGGUUUUGGGAAGCAUCACCGACAUCUUGGUUACUGAAAUCAACGUAAGCGACCGGCUGCUGAAUUUGAGCUUCUUGAGGCUUUUCCGAGCAGCUCGCCUCAUCAAGCUGCUGAGGCAGGGCUACACUAUCCGUAUCCUCCUGUGGACCUUCGUCCAGUCCUUCAAGGCCCUGCCGUAUGUCUGCCUGCUGAUUGCCAUGCUGUUCUUCAUCUACGCCAUCAUCGGGAUGCAGGUGUUUGGCAACAUUGAGCUGAAUGAGGACACGGCUAUCAACCAUCACAACAACUUCCGCACUUUCCUGCAGGCGCUCAUGCUUUUGUUCAGGAGUGCAACCGGAGAGGCCUGGCAUGAGAUCAUGUUGUCGUGUCUGAGUCAUCGACACUGUGACGAGCGAUCGGGGACCCAAGGGAGAGAGUGUGGAAGUGAUUUUGCCUACUUCUACUUCGUCUCUUUUAUAUUCCUGUGCUCCUUCCUGAUGCUGAACCUGUUUGUGGCUGUAAUAAUGGAUAACUUUGAAUACCUCACCAGAGACUCCUCCAUCCUGGGACCUCAUCACCUUGAUGAGUUUAUCCGGGUUUGGGCCGAGUAUGACCCCGCUGCUUGUGGCCGUAUCAAGUACCUCGCUAUGUAUCAGAUGCUGCUCCACAUGUCCCCACCCUUAGGUUUGGGAAAGAAAUGUCCACCGAGAGUCGCCUACAAGCGCCUGGUCAAAAUGAACAUGCCCAUUGCUGAUGACAACACCGUUCACUUCACCUCCACCCUCAUGGCCCUGAUACGUACGGCACUGGAGAUAAAACUGGCCUCAGGAAUAAUCGCCCAACGGCUGCUGGAUGCUCAGUUAAAGAAAGAGUUGUCCACAGUGUGGCCAAACCUCUCCCAAAAGACCCUGGAUCUGCUGGUGACACCACACAAGCCCAAUGAGCUGACAGUAGGAAAGGUUUAUGCAGCUCUGAUGAUCUUUGACUACUACAAGCAGAAUCGAGCAAGAAGGCUACAGCUGCAGCAGAACUCAUCCGGCCCCCAGUGCAAGGUCAGGGCUCUGUUUAAGCCACUGCUGCCUCUGACUCACAUGCAGGGCUCGCCCAGCCUUCUUCAGCCUCGAUCAAAACCAGACUCGCCCCAGCGAGUGGCCAGCUCCACCUCCAUCAACAACGGAGGCAUGUUGCCAGCCUGUGAUCCUCGACUCAAGCCAACAUUUUCAUGUGAGACGAAGAGGCCCAAAGAGGUGACCGUUGACAGAACAAGGAGAUCCAUGUCCAAGAGCCCAGUCGAGGACACGGUGGGCACUGCUGUCAAUCAGGUGUUAGUAGGGAAGAAGAAGACGGAGACCAGUAUCAGCAGCACUAUCCCUGUCCCUGUUUUAGGUCUGGAGAACCAGGGCAGAGCUGCUUCUAUGCCUCGACUCAAUGCUGAGAUGCAGGCUGCCACUGACACCAGUCUUAUGAAGCAUUCAGUCUCCACUGUGGCACCACAGCAUCCCCAGGAGGACAACCUGAGAGACUGCACCCUGGAGACAUCUCACCAGGAACGGGCACACCACCACCACCACCACCACCGCCGCCGCUGCCACCACCGCAAAGAAAGAGAAAAGGAUCGAAACAGAGAGAGGAGGCAGAGGUCUCUGGACACCCCUCUGGGGGCUCAAGCCUCUAGUUUGACAGAUGCUGCGGGUGAGCCAGCACCUGAACUGGCAGCUUCCAGAGAGCCGGUCCGCGACCGUGGACGCUCCCAUGAGAGGAAACACCAUCACUCUUCUGCAGACAAGCAGCGCUACUAUUCCUGUGACCGCUACUGCAGCUGGGAACACUGCUGUACAAAAUCAGCCAGCUGUGCUACCUCUCCCGGCGAGAACCCGAGAACCAGCAAUAAGCAGGGUAGUGGUUGGGUUAAAGGCAGCCCGGCGGCACCGAGCUCCGACUCUAGCACACCGAGCCAUGGACGCCGGCAGCUCCCACAGACCCCCCUCACCCCGCGGCCGGGGGUGGUGUACAGGACUGUGCACUCCUCCCUAGUGCACGUUGUGUCUGGCCAACCAUCUCCCAGUCCCAGCCGGCUGAGCCGAGGCUUGUCGGAACACAACGCCCUCCCUCACAGCGGUUCCCACUACGCCCCCUGUCCUGUCACUCGUAUCAGCUCCGAGCCGUCCCUAGGCCCGAGCCAUGGCAAGGCCCUGGGCAGCCUGCGGGACCAGCUGGAGUUCUUCCAUGAUGUGAUGCUCGUGUCCGCCAGCCCCGGUGCUGAAGGCUCAUCCCGGACCCGGACCGCGCUGCCUUGCACGAUGGGAGCCUCACUUCCAACUCAUGGUGUAGACCCUGGCGUGCCAAAUGGGAACCAUGUAGGUUUUGGGGGUAGCACCAGUCCAGGUUCUGGCAUCAGGGUGCGUAGGUACAACAGGUAGAGGAGGGUAAAAGGUGCUAGCAUGGCUUUGAACAAACCUUUUUAUGUGUUUUGGGAAACUGUGACGAGUCUUAGCAUCUUUAAGGCUUUAAAUCAUCACUUUGUGUUUUCUGCUGUCUUUUAGAGGCAACGGUUUCAGGAAGAGUGCUUUAACUAGAUAAGGUUUAAGUGUGAGAGUCAGAGAUGUUUAAGCUAGUCUUUUUCAUCAUGUAGCGUUAUGAAGAUGUCUCACUGCGGCUGUUUACCACCAUGUUGAUCCUCUCACACCACCUGAUAGACCCACAACCUGUGAAGAAAAGAAGGAUUCAGAUGUAUUAUACAUAUAAUUAUUAUAUAUAUACAAUAUUAUUGUACAUUAAUUCAAACUCUCCUCCAGACAGAAAUAGUUUUACACUCUUAUUUUAUUGAGUCUCGUGUGUUCAUGUUGAUUGGCUCUGACUGAGGGAGAUGGUUGUGGUCUGGACUCCUACAUGUUUAUUCAGAAGCCUUUCAGCUGGCGGUUGGUCAGAUGUGACACGUAGCAGAAGCAGCAACACAAAUAAUUAUUCACAAAUGGGUUUUGGGUCUGGUCUGGUCCACGGGUCCCCUGCCGCCCCAGCACACACGUCUGCCGGCCAGUAACAGUUGUUUUCUGAUGCUGGUUCAAACGUGCCAGGGAUCACACAUGAUAUGUCCAAGGAUAAAAAACCAUUCUGAUUCCAACUAAGUGAUUAUUUUCAGCAGGCAGCAGAAGCUGUGUUAGGUUUUGUGUGAACACACGUGGAGGACUCGUCUCACCAGAUUUACGUCAUCAAACCCGACAGAAGAAGGAGGAUGAGUUUAGCGAGCUUCACAUCCUUCCGGGAUGAACGAGGAGCACUGAAGCGGCCCUCAGUACAACAGCCACAAGGCACUGCUCAACGACAAAAUACACAGUUAGAGGAAAAAAAGAUUCAAAACAUGAUAACAUUUGUUCUAAAUGAGAAAAUAUAAAAAUUGUGAUAAAAAAUAACAACGUGAGAAAAGAGAAAAUAAAUAAGAAAAAGUUCAUCAGUAGAUCUCUGGAAAGGCGGCGUUGGUAGAAAGAGCAGAACCAGGAGAGGUGAUGAAGGUCCACCAAACCUGAACAGGUGAGUUUAAAGGAGACCUCUGAGUCCACUGAUCUCAGGCUCAGGGGGAGAGAGGUCCAGAGUCUGGGGGCCACAGCAGCAGAUGAUCUGUCACCUUUGACCUUUAGCCUGGUGCUGCACAACCAGGAGGCUUUGGUCACUGGACCUCAGGGACCUGCUGGGGGUGUAGGGACUAAGAAGAUCACCAAUGUAAGAUGGUGCUUGUCCAUGUAAGGCCCUAUAGACCAGAACCAGGAUCUUGAAAUGAACCCUGAAGUUGACUGGCAGCCAGUGAAGCUGGAGGAGAAGCGGGGUGAUGUGGGUGUGUUUGGAGGACUUGGUCAGAAGCCGAGCACAGGCGUUCUGAACCACCUGUAGACGGUUCAGGGAGGUUCUGCUCAGACACGUGAAACGAGAGUUACAGUAGUCUAAGCGUGAGGAGAUGAAGGUGUGGAGAACUGUCUCAAGUUCAGAGCGGGACAGAAUGGGACUCAGCUUAGCAACGUUCCUGAGAUGGAAGAAGGAAGAGCGAACAAGAGAACUGACAUGAGAAUCCAGGGCGAGAGCUGGGUCAAAGGUUACACCAAGAUUCCUGACAGAAGGUUUGGUGUGGGAAGCAAGCUGACCAAGAGAGUCUCUGACUUUGGGAACCAGCUUGUCUGGGGCACAGAUGAGGAUCUCAGUCUUAUCUUCAUUCAGCUGAAGAAAGCUCCCACCAUCCAGGUUUUGAUAGAGUCUAAGCAGGUGUGGGUAAAGGUUCUGUAAUGAAUCCCAGAGUACGUGGCACACACAGUCCAAACUCACAUCAUUAGUUUUCAUUUAAAUGAAAGUGUGUCAUACGUGUGAUUCAGGGCGUGAGGCAGAGCGGGUACCCUUUAUAGUGCUGUUCACUUCCAUUCUUGUAGUUUUGCGUGGGUCAGGGGACCCUUAAGCCGACCAGAAGGGGAGGAGCCUUCCAACUUUCCCCGCAGUUAUGCUGCUUCCUCAUCACCAGCAGAGGCUUACCUGUAUUCUCUCAUCACCUGGCUCUUUUGGGCCUAAAGCAUCCUUUGAAGACGUCCUUCACUGAGAAACCAUUUUUACUGUUUAUUCUUUAAAAGAACCAGUCACUGAGUGUUUCAUACAUGAAAAUAGUCUCCUACACCUAUCUCCAGAAGUAGCUUCUGAUAGAAACUCCAGGAGGAGAAAAGCCCGACAGAUCUUUGUUUCCCAGCUUAAGAGGCAUCCAUUCCUGCUAUUGGCCCUUUGCACCUUCGUCACCUGAUCACGCGGGUCCACCAUGGAGGACGGCAACAGUUCAUCACAUCAGUGUUGAACUGAGGGCAGAAAUGGUGAACGAGGUUUUGCGGCCAGUUUAACCUGGCUUGUACUGGUUCACACCCAGUUCACCAGUGGGAAGGUUUAGCACACCUAGGCGGGCUCAUAAAUGUUUAGUGCUAGCUAGCUUCCAUCCUCCGUGCUGCUGUUCACCGACGUCUGUCAGAACCCACCCCGCCUGGUUUGUGUGAUCAGCAGUGUUGGCUUCACACGGGAGCGGAUUAAAAACAGAGCCCUACCAGCUGGUGGGUCAGAGGCUGCUCUCACCUGGAGGAGACAAGACAUCUCAUAACAUCGGUAGGUCGCUGUCGUGGGCGGUAACGCUCAUGCUCCAUAAGUAAGUAAUAUAAACACAGUAGGUCCAUCCCAGUCUUCCUCAGGAAACACACGAAGGUUUAUCUCACCUGGUAAAACGCGUCUGAGCUGUUGGUCCGUUACCGCCGAGGCUCUUCGCCUUCGUCAGUCUCCAUCAGCCAUUCGUAACACUACAUAAGAGCUUUAAUGCUACAGCCUGGCUGGUUUACUAGCUCUCCAGCCGUUUUUCUGCCAUCCACCAUGGCGAAGGGGGUGGUUCCAUGAGCGGUGUGACGUCACGUGCAACCGGUCAAUAGGCCACUGCAAAUGUAUAGCAAAUAUGAGUGAAGGACCUUUUAAUGACCUUGUAUUCCUUUCCUUAACCCUCCCAGGCUCAAAAUAAGUUUGGAUAAAAGGACGAACAACUCAGUCCCUCAGGGAUGCUUCUGAGUUAAAAAUGCUCAUGAAACACGCGUGUGGAGUAACCAGGUAGGCAGGUUUAAACGUUGCACAUCUGCCACGCCUGCUGCCCCCAGAGGGUUAAACAGUUAAAGAAACCCCCGCAGUGGUUCAAUGAAAUUCCUAUUUAAAGGUCAGUUAUGAGUCACAAGCCAGCCCUGGUACGGUUCGGGAGGCAGUGUGCCUUCAGCCCGACAGACCCCGAGUGUGGGAAUCAACACGUGUGCGACUGCAUCGUACUGACUGGUUUAUCACAAACCAAUCAGGUUUAGUUCAGGUUAGAUAUUAGUUACAAGCAAACCGUUUUAGUUGACCCGUGCAUCGGGGCCGAGUUGCAGGAGGUGUCCAUCAUGAGGUUGACUCAUGAUAGCUCCAUUUAGCCACAUGUAGCUCCUCUUCACCGUACGGUGGGGUUUGAGUUCAUGGACAGUUGUUCAAGUCCGUGACUGAGUCAACAAUCUAACACAGUCAUGAAUACAUUGUGGAGGUGAGUGGUUCUCUGGUGUUAUUGUUUUAUGUAGCCAAUAACACGGCUCGGUGUGAGACCAACGGCUGGAGCAUCCAGUCGUCGGGCACUUCCCUGGGCCUGGCACUGGCUCCGCGGGAGGGCGGGUCUGUGGCGGUGAGGGACACAGACUGACCAACACCAUCUCUGUAGGACCAGCACGGGUUCAUCCCUGCAGAGUUUAGCGUAAAACCACACACGGACCUCAGCGUGUUUCACAAAUUAUAAUGAAACAACAGUCAGGACAAGAAUACAAGGUUUUCAGGAGAAAACAACAAAUACAAACACAUUGUUUGUCUUACAGGGUGUGACAUCACCUUGAUAAUUACAAUGUCCUCAACUAUCACCUGGGAAACAGGAUUUUAUAAUGAAACAACACAGAACAACCUGGAGGAUGAUGUCAGUCAUCACAUCACUAUCAUUAGUCUAUGUUUACCUGUUGUUUACCUGUUGUUUACCUGUUGUUUACCACCAACAGCACAACACCGUUUUAAAAGUGGCUGCAGCAGCAUCAGUAUGGUGGUUUGAACAGAACAAGUCAUGGAAACAGCUCUGUGAGUGGAUGGCUGCAUGACUUCAGACGCUAUGACACUGGACAAACAGCUGUGCUGUUGCUUAGUUACCAACUCUACCAUUCCAUAACGUUGCCUAAUCCUGUCACGACAUUCCUGUGGCGUCGGCUGGACAGGCUGGUGGAGCUAAUGAUCUCGUAAAAUGAAAGAAAGACACAACACUCGAUGUCUGACUGAUUUUCUACACAGUUUCCUUCAGGAGGUUUCCUUUCUCAGUGUGUGUGUUGUUUGUACGACAUAAGUGAAAGGUGUGUUUUCGUUUCAGGCCGAACGUUUCUUACAGACUUCUUUGCAUCGAUUAAGACCAAGUGCCUAUCCUUUUCGAUAAACUGUAGAGAAAAAUGCAGCAUCAACGUUUUGUAACACGUUAGUACCGAUAAACACGGAAGUCCUCAUGCACGUAGCUCUGUGAGGAACCCUGCUGUACAGAAAGCCGUGUCAGCAGCAGCAUGUGUGCCCACCAUGCAGGACCACAUAACUAGCGUUCUACUCUCAUGUGCAUGUUAGUAGAUAGGUCCGUGUUUGUCGCCAGUGUGCUUGUAACAAGUUCUUAUCUUGUUUACCAAGUGGACAGGUCAGCUAAUGUUUGGGGGGUGACAAAAACUGUAAUUUGUGUGUGUGAGUGUGCACGUGCACGUCUGCAUGCGUGUGUGUGUGUGUGUGUGUGUGAGCAUGGGCUUUCCUUUAAGCUUUUUUAUGAGAGGCACUUUGUUUAUUUGGUUCAUCUUCAGGGUUAGACGACGCGUGGAAACGGAGCAGCUGCUGUUUUAUUGAUCUACGAGCAGAAAAUACACUUUAACUUGUGAUCCAGUCAGAGGCUGCAGCCGUCAGGGCGGAAGGAACCAUAAAAUGACUUUUCACCUACUUUUAAAGACUGCAUCAGUUAUCAGUGGAUGGUCAGCUGUGUUCCCUUUUCUUCUACAGUGGGGCAAAAAAGUAUUUAGUCAGCCACCGAUUGUGCAAGUUCUCCCACUUAAAAUGAUGACAGAGGUCAGUAAUUUACAUCAUAGGUACACUUCAACUGUGAGAGACAGAAUGUGAAAAAAAUCCAUGAAUUCACAUGGCAGGAUUUUUAAAGAAUUUAUUUGUAAAUCAGGGUGGAAAAUAAGUAUUUGGUCAAUAACAAAAAUUCAACUCAGUACUUUGUAACAUAACCUUUGUUGGCAAUAACAGAGGUCAAACGAUUACUAUAGGUCUUUACCAGGUUUGCACACACAGUAGCUGGUAUUUUGGCCCAUUCCUCCAUGCAGAUCUUCUCGAGAGCAGUGAUGUUUUGGGGCUGUCGCCGAGCAACACGGACUUUCAACUCCCUCCACAGAUUUUCUAUGGGGUUGAGGUCUGGAGACUGGCUAGGCCACGCCAGGACUUUCAAAUGCUUCUUACGGAGCCACUCCUUUGUUGCCCGGGCGGUGUGUUUGGGAUCAUUGUCGUGUUGGAAGACCCAGCCACGUUUCAUCUUCAAAGCUCUCACUGAUGGAAGGAGGUUUUGGCUCAGAAUCUCACGAUACAUGGCCCCAUUCAUUCUGUCCUUAAUAUGGAUCAGUCGUCCUGUCCCCUUAGCAGAAAAACAGCCCCAAAGCAUGAUGUUCCCACCCCCAUGCUUCACAGUAGGUAUGGUGUUCUUGGGAUGCAACUCAGUAUUCUUCUUCCUCCAAACACGACGAGUUGAGUUUAUACCAAAAAGUUCUACUUUGGUUUCAUCUGACCACAUGACAUUCUCCCAAUCCUCUGCUGUAUCAUCCAUGUGCUCUCUGGCAAGCUUCAGACGGGCCUGGACAUGCACUGGCUUCAGCAGCGGAACACGUCUGGCACUGCAGGAUUUGAUUCCCUGCCGUUGUAGUGUGUUACUGAUGGUGACCGUUGUUACUGUGGUCCCAGCUCUCUGCAGGUCAUUCACCAGGUCCCCCCGUGUGGUUCUGGGAUUCUUGCUCACCGUUCUCAUGAUCAUUUUGACCCCACGGGAUGAGAUCUUGCGUGGAGCCCCAGAUCGAGGGAGAUUAUCAGUGGUCUUGUAUGUCUUCCAUUUUCUGAUAAUUGCUCCCACAGUUGAUUUUUUCACACCAAGCUGCUUGCCUAUUGUAGAUUCACUCUUCCCAGUCUGGUGCAGGUCUACAAUUCUUUUCCUGGUGUCCUUCGAAAGCUCUUUGGUCUUGGCCAUAGUGGAGUUUGGAGUCUGACUGUUUGAGGCUGUGGACAGGUGUCUUUUAUACAGAUAAUGAGUUCAAACAGGUGCCAUUAAUACAGGUAACGAGUGGAGGACAGAAAAGCUUCUUAAAGAAGACGUUACAGGUCUGUGAGAGCCAGAGAUUUUCCUUGUUUGAAGUGACCAAAUACUUAUUUUCCACCCUGAUUUACAAAUAAAUUCUUUACAAAUCCUGCCAUGUGAAUUCAUGGAUUUUUUUCACAUUCUGUCUCUCACAGUUGAAGUGUACCUAUGAUGUAAAUUACUGACCUCUGUCAUCAUUUUAAGUGGGAGAACAUGCACAAUCGGUGGCUGACUAAAUACUUUUUUGCCCCACUGUAUUUUCAGUAUUUUUUAAAUGAAAAUUAAAGGUUGUUUAAUUACCUUUAAAAUUUUGUUAGUUUUAACUUCACUAAGUUAUUUCUUUUAUUUAUCUUUGGCAAUAAAUUUUAAACAAUAACAAUCUCCAAAAACCUUGUUUUAAUGCUGAAAAUCCAUAAAAAUCCUUUCUUUAAAUAAAUAACAAAACACAAAAAUUGAAAUUAGUCUAUUAAAUUGAAGUGUUUCAUUAUUUUAAAAUGUGAAUUUCAUAAGAAUGCUACAAUAAAUGCUCCAUGCAUUUGGUUUUGUCCACUUAGGUUCAGCAUUAAGGAGAAAAGUCAGCUGGUUUCUUCUGCAUCAGUGGUAGAAGCAUCUAAGAGCUUAGAGGAGGAUCUGCAGCUGCCGUCUUGCUGCAGAUCCUCGCGUGGCCCACUGCCUCACUCCCACUGGUAGAAGACAGUUGUCCAUCCAUCAGCUUGUCUUCCCAUGGUUGUGAUGCAGAGUCUGUUCAUGUCUAGGAUUUAACGUCAGCUGAUGUGAACAUAAUUAUAUGCAACUUGUUCAAUUGCUGCUCAUGACAUUUUAAUAUGUGGCCACGUUUUUAGGCCUAGUCCACACGUAGCCGGGUUUUUAAAAAAAUGAAUAUCCGCCCCUCCAAAAACUUGCAUCCACACCACCUCGUUUAAAAACAAAACUCUGUCCACACGUACCCGGAUAAAUACGUUGUUAAGGACAUGCCAGACCUGUAGGUGGCAGUACUUCCCCCGUUCUUAACCUCGUCCUUCGUCUGUGGUCUUCCGCAAGGAGCAGUAAUUCCUCUUGCAAAAACAAACAAGCAGUUAGCCUGGGUGAAGAUGUGGGCCUAGCGAUGUAGGGCUAUGCAACAAGACAAACCCAUGCCUCCUUUUGUUUUGUAGCUUUAAAGGCUGAACUCUUCUAAUGGAGAUUUCAGCAUGAUGAUGACCAAAUGCUGUAGUGAAAACGCUCUUAAAACAUGCAGACAGAGACUUCAUAUGCAUCGAGGCACAAGUAUAAACAAGGACUACAGCAGCUUUAUACCACAGCAUGCAUGACAUUCACCCGCCUCAGUGGCUGAAACUGCACACGGUUCCGUUUGGUCACACUUAGCAGAAAUCUAACGUUUGUUGUUGAGACAGGUUUAUAUUGUUCUGUUGAUGCAUUCAUGAGUGAAAUGAGGAAAACAAUUCCCAGAAUGUUUUUUCAACUGCGUGCCUCCGUGUUGCACCUGUCGGAUCGAAGCAGGCCGACCCGGCUAACACGCACCUGAUCCAAACUUUCUUUCAGCUGCCAUGUGAGAUGUGGCAUUUCUUUAAAAAACAUGUUUUUAUUAUUAUAUAUAUAUACAUAUACAUAUGUGUUUGCAUGUUUAAUGUAUGUGCAUGUACAAAUCGUAGUACUUGUAAACACCACAUGAUUAUUUUGUUGUUGAAUGUAAUCCGAUAUAAGCUGUGGGCUUCGGUGGAAAGACUCAUUUCUAUUCCAGCAGUAUUCACCAGAGCCGGUAGUUCGAGCCCCACAGCAGCGCUAGAGCUUUUGUUUUAUUCUUGGGAUUCAGUGAAACGUUGGUUUGCCUGAUUUAUGUUUCUUGGCCAAACUUUGAAUCCUGCGACUGUUUCUACAUUUAAUAUUUUGUAUGACGCAGAUGUCCUUGAAAUAAAAAAAUCAAAUGAA